This is a messenger RNA of Drosophila ficusphila, 766 nucleotides long. Its product is annotated as INO80 complex subunit C. The record is from RefSeq and is a predicted model, not a curated record. The transcript is spliced from 2 exons. Bases 37 to 372 code for a protein of 111 amino acids. NCBI's taxonomy places the organism in Eukaryota, Metazoa, Arthropoda, Insecta, Diptera, Drosophilidae. Gene Ontology annotation, biological process: chromatin remodeling. Gene Ontology annotation, cellular component: Ino80 complex.
CUGUCGUGCCUCGAUUUUGCCAUCUCAAUUGCAAACAUGGAAGCGAAUUUGCCGAAACCCAAACGCUCUUUUAAGCGUCCGUUUGCUUUUCCCAAGAACUGUGUGUACCGUCCACUUCGACAGAUAAGCAAUAUGGAGCGCAAUUUGAAGCUGCCUGCCGAAAGACCUACAUACUUUACGCUUAAUGCACCGCCAUCGUUGGUUCCGGCCAAGAAGUAUUCGGACAUUAGCGGUCUACCGGCUCCGUAUGCCGAUCCCCACACGAAGCUGCGGUUCGCCAACGCCGACGAGUACGCCUCGAUGCAGCACAUGCCUUCGGACAUCAUCAAUGGCUACCUCACAGUCCGCGGCUACACCAGUGCCGUGGGAUAGACGGUCUAUAUAGUAUAUAUAGAUAUAUGUAUAUUCCACAUACCCGAUGUGUUCCGCCCCUGAAGGCACCGUUUCAGACCUUGCUAUGCGACUACCACUCACAAUAGCCAAUUACGGGAGCUGCUGACCUUGCUUUUACUGGCAUUGCAUGCGAGGCUAAACUGCCGACUGCUUCCUGGCUGCGAUCCAGGGAGUUGUAUCCACAAUUACAAUAUAAGAAACAUACCCACAACAAGACUAUCGUUGAUUUUUUGAACAUUUUCUACCACUAUUUGUUAAAGAAAUUUUCAAACUAUUGACCAACAUGGUUCAAGGUGAGACUAAUACCUUGGCGGUUGGAAAUUGUCAAAAUUAACAAAGCAAAAAUAAAUACCAUAUAAGUCCUAAUUGGAAA